AUGACGAUCUCCCUUCAAGAUUGCCAUUAUUAUGAACAGAGCGGAAUAGUGCCAGUUUUUGUGAUGCAGAGCCCCAACCCGUUUUGUGACGUCCUUUUGACCUCUGAGUUACCUCAGCGGGACGAAAAAAGUACGUUGCGUAAAUUGGAAGAGAACGUAAGAGGUUAAGUGGCGUCAUAUUUAGUUUAUUGCACUGCCAAGUAGCCAAUAACUUGUUUUGAAAGUAUGUAAAAGCUGAAUAAAAUUUUGAGCCAAAGUUAGAAUACUUUUUUUCUUUUUUUUUUCAUUUUUUUGACUGGGAUUGAACGGAUAAAGUGAACGCGCCGUGAACUUGCUUUAGCGGGGUCUAAUAAAGUUGUUUCUGACGUCAUUUUGAGAGGCUCGAUACAUGUUCAAUCUCUCAACCUGUCCCCAAAAAGAAGCCCUUUCAACUAAUAUCCCUUUUUCCGCUCAAUACAAUAAUAGAGCCUAAACUCCAUGAGAAUGAAAAAUGGAAUAUAAUGCAAAAAAAUCUUGCUUUUUCGAAAGAGAUGAAAUAUAAAUCAUCUCCAUAACAACCUUGAAAAUCCGGGCCUUUCUUCAUUCCUUUCGGUCUCAUGGAACCGUUAAGUGAGCAACCCCGAAUUAGAAAGACCCUAAGAUACUAAGAGAAAAGACCAACGCGCCUAUUAAACUUCCAGCCUUGACACUUCGCUGCGAUUUUUCAAUGGCACUUCACCUUUCUCCAAUUUGACGCAUUUUGAACCUUUGCCAAUUCGUUUAUUGGGCCUUACAGAACUCUCUCAAUUUCCAGAAUUUGACCUGGAGAUGAUUCACUCCAGUGAACGCAUAAUACUUGCUUUUAUGCUAUUCGGGGUGUACAUCAUUUUCUCAACGGUCACUUAUUUCUACGCGGGUACAGCUUUUUUGAAUGACAUCAUUUCGAGCGAAGAAGCGUCUGACCAAUUUUGGACCGUCUGUAAACUGCCGGUGCUAAACCCAUGGGAUCCGGAACUGAUGCAGGUUAAUCGUCUUUUUGUUCUCAUUACGUGGUUGUUUUACAGGCUAUCGCGCAAAGUAAGAAUAAAUGGAAGAAAAAGUGCUGGGAAAGGAAAUCUCUCACAAAACUCGAAAACGGAAAAGUGUUUGUCGAGCCCCCGUAUACGGGUGAAUACUGCAGAGCGAGGUCAGUGAAAAAAUGAGCAAAACGAAAUUUUUUUAUUUAUCGCUGGUUUUUUUUUAUCAAAGUGACUGGAAAACUUCAGGUGCCAUAGACAUUUGAACGACGUAGAAAAUGUGAUUGGAGGAUGGCAGGAACUCGGAGAAAAUAUGAACUGCGAGUUUGUCGAGACGGCCUGCUGGAGAAACAACACAAUGGUUUACGGUAGAAUGGACUCUCAAAUCAUCCCAGGGUUCGAAUAAAAUUUAUUCCUACAAUAUCUCAUUCAGGAAGAUCAAGCCGCUGAAGAAAGCUCAAACUAAAGAUUCUGGCCCGAAACACAAAUACGACGUUUACAUUCUGUUGCUCGAUUCUGUCGCCUAUUCUCAGUCGCGCAGGUGAUAUAAUCAUAUUAUCUUUAUCUUUUUUGGAAUAGCUCAUUUGAGAAAAAUCUGAUCCUCAGUAUCUGUGUGUCAUAUUAAAAAAUCGGGUCUCAUUUAUUUGAAUUCUGAGGGCUGAAAGUUGAUGGCUAUUAGAACAAUCGAGCUCUCUGAACGUUAUUCAUACUCCAUUUACUAGUUUUUGGUCGUGAUGAGAGUCGAGUGCUAAUACGCCUGUAUUUUUAUAUUUUGCCGUGUUCCCAUCAUUUCUGCCUUGAUUUAACAAAUUUUUUAGCACAGCCCUUGUCGCAGUUAACGCCAAUCGGCUUUUGAAAGACGUUCAAAUUCAUAAAGUGCGUACACUUUUCUAAUGUAUCACAUAAGCAUGCCGCAAUUGCCGUCUCGAUUUUUAUACUCUGAUUUUCCGUGAAAAAGGCUCCAUAAUUGACGAUAUUUCAGAGUCCUCCGAAAGACAAUGCAUUACUUCGAAAACGAUAUGAAGGCGGUGACAUUCCCACAUAUAAAUAAAGUCGGUGACAACAGCCGUCCAAACGGAAUCGCUCUGUGGUUUGGUAAUAAAAGGUUAUUUUUUCAGAUUAAACAAACCUUUUUAGGGAAAUCGGUAGAAGCUCUCGACAAAACUCUGUUCGGCGGUGGAGUCACUCCAGCAGACUGGGAUUUCCCACAUUAUUGCGAUACGUAUCUGGAUGAUGAGAUGUCGAUAUUCAAGGAGUUUGGGCAGAACGGCUAUACGGUAAGUCAGAGUAAUUUCGAUGCAAUCAAAAUUUCAUCAAGACUCUCCUGGGGGAAGACUGGGCUGACGGUGUUCUGAACUGGCCGCACUGUAAAGGUUUUCUCAAGAAACCUGUGAAUCACUAUAUGCGGUAAUGUCUUAACUGAUGCUUUCAAUUGAAUUUGAAACUGCAGACCCUUUCAAUUGGCGACCGAAAGACUUGGCAGUUAUGUGACGAGAAACAAUUCGAGAGACGGCAGCACUUGCAGAGAGCCUCACCACACUCUUCUCAAAUACCUCCAACAGUUCAUGGACGCUUAUCCAGAUGGUUCGUUUCCAGCGUUAUGACUUCAACUCCUGAGCAGAACUCAGGAAAAUGGCUUGGCUGUGGAUGUCGCAUCUGGGUCAUGAUUCGCCAGUCAAAGUCGAACACGCAGAUCCCGAUUUUCUCAACUUCCUUAAACACAACAAGAAAAAAGUAUGUUUUGCUAGUUUACUCAUGUCAUUAGUCUUUUUUCAGUUGGAUAACUCCUUCGUCGUAAUUAUGGGGGACCAUGGCCUUCGAUUCGGAGAAGUUAUUCGCGAAAAAUCGCUGAUUAAUGAAUCUUGAACUAUAGGUGACUAAAACAAGAGUUGGCGCCAUAGACGUCAAUAAUCCGCUGUUCUCGAUUUCGAUCCCUUCUACACUUCGCAGAUCUUCUAAGAUACUGGAAAACUUGAAGGAAAAUGCUCGACAUCUCCAGACUCACUAUGACAUCCGAGCGACUUUACUUGAGCUAGCAAGAGUUUAUUUUAAUCGAGAAUCCUGUUUCAAUCUCUGAUUUUAGCACAAAGCGCCUGAAGAUUUCAAUAUAGAGGAAGAGUUUUAUGAUCCAAAUGAAAAAGGAACUUCGCUGCUCAGAAAGCCAAAUGCAACACUGACGAGGUCCUGCCAUAACUUACCAAUUCCAUUCGAGUACUGCAUGUGCGAAUACAGUGUCAUUGAUAUCGACAGGUAAAAUUUAUGGUUCUUUUCUCGAAUUUAUCUUGUUUUGCAGGAACACGGAACUUGCAAAAACCUUGGGAGAGUUUCUCGCUCUUUCUAUCAAUAAAAGACUCGAAGAGAAAAAGUUCGACAAAAAGUGUAUGAAAAUGCAGUUCAAAGCGGUUUUUGUCCCAACUCUUUCUUUUUUAAUUAAAUUCUUCCUAGGCUCAAAAACUGACGCGGUAUCGAGAGAAAAUGAACGGGUCUUAUAUUUAUACUCUUUCUGUGGUCAUGGAUCAGCCAAGUUUUGCAAAUUUCAAGGUUUUCUACCUUUUCAAAUUUUUGGAAUACUUCUUGACAUUUUCAGGCGAAGAUCAGAGAUUCGGGUAACGGAAGCAUGGAAAUUGUUGGCACGAUCAAUCGAGAGGAUUCUUACAAAAGGACCGCAAAUUGCAUUGAUGUCAACUCCUAUCGACCAUUAUGUUAUUGUAGAAAACAUCAAUAG
Caenorhabditis auriculariae is the source of this 3720-nucleotide messenger RNA. The record is from the annotation of a GenBank genome assembly. NCBI's taxonomy places the organism in Eukaryota, Metazoa, Nematoda, Chromadorea, Rhabditida, Rhabditidae.